This is a messenger RNA of Phoenix dactylifera (date palm), 2381 nucleotides long. Its product is annotated as SUN domain-containing protein 2-like. The record is from RefSeq and is a predicted model, not a curated record. Gene Ontology annotation, molecular function: protein-membrane adaptor activity. Gene Ontology annotation, cellular component: nuclear envelope. Lineage: Eukaryota; Viridiplantae; Streptophyta; Magnoliopsida; Arecales; Arecaceae.
GUCGUCUAAAUAAAACCGACUUCAAAAUCCCAAAAGAGGGAAACCACUCUCCUUUUCCGCCCCCCAUUUCGCCUUUUUCUCGCAAAAGAAAUCAAAACCCCUCUCGCUUUGGCGCUCGAGGUCCUCGGCCACCGUGGGCGGAGGCCCAGACGGCGCGAUCGGCCGGCACGCCGACGGCAUUUCUUUCCCACUUUUCGCUCGAUCCCUUCUUCGAACUGUUUGGAACUCGCGCUGGAUUCGGGUUUUGGCUCUUUUCUGCCCUUUUUUCGAAGUCUAGGUUAUUUCCCAAAGAAUUUUCGGAAUUAGCAGAGCAGAACAAUGUCUGCUUCCACCAUUGCAGCAAUGGCAGCAAAUCCUGCUGCCAGUAACAAUGCAUCUUUGACCUUGGAUUCAAACUCAAAGCCAAAUGCUAGGAGAAGAACAGUGGUAGUUGUGGAGAAGAAAUCAAGUGCUGAUAUCCUUGCUGAUGGAGGAGCUAAUGGGGUUAGCGAGGAUAAGAUUACUGUUAAUGGGAAGGAUCUGGCCCAUACAAUCAGAGGAGAAUCUGUGCUUGAGAUAUCAAAAGACAUGCCACAGUUGAAGAAAGGAUUGAUUGCUUCCUCCAUUUCACCACGACGUAAGAAGCCUGUACCAAAGCCAAUGAAACUGAAGUGGCAAACCAUUCUUAGCAUUCUCACAAAGAAUUGCCUGCUUCUAGCAGCUCUAUUAUGGCUGGGGCAGACAGUUUGGAGAUGGACUGAUAGAAUUGGAGACCAUACUAACUCACCUUUUGUAGCUUUGGAUUAUGAGGGUCGGAUUUCUGAAGUUGAGGCAUCUUUAAAGAAAACAGCAAAGAUGCUGCAGGUUCAGGUAGAUCUUGUAGAUGGAAAAAUUGGAAGUGAGAUUCAUACCAUGGCAAGGGAACUGAAAAAGCAACUUGAAGAGAAAGGGGCACUGUUGGAGAAGGAGUUGAAGAAGUUGGAAGCUAGGACUGAUGGUUUAGACAAGUCUUUGACUGAAUUCAAGGGCAUGGGUCUCCGUUCGAGGGAAGAAUUUGAUAGCUUGUGGAGUGAGCUGAAGAACACUGGAAGGCUAGAUGGUAGCGAUAACAAUGUUAAUCUGGACGAAAUUAGGGUUUUUGCUAGGGAUCUUGUUAAGAAAGAGAUGGAAAAACAUGCAGCUGAUGGUCUUGGGAGGGUUGAUUAUGCUUUAGCUUCUGGUGGAGCCAGGGUGGUCAGGCAUUCAGAGCCCUACGGUUUUGGGAAAGCUAACGGUUGGUUUUCUGUUCCUAAAGGUCAAAACGUUGUUCAUGCUAAUGCUCACAAAAUGCUGGAGCCGAGUUUCGGUGAGCCUGGUCAAUGUUUUCCCUUGCAGGGAAGCAGUGGAUUUGUUGAGAUUAGGCUGAGAUCAGGGAUCAUACCUGAGGCUGUCACGCUAGAGCAUGUAUCUAAGAGCGUGGCUUAUGACAGGUCCAGUGCCCCCAAGGAUUGUCGGGUCUCUGCAUGGUUUGAAUCCCCUGACGAUGAGCCAUUCAGCCACGCCAAGAUGUACCUCCUGAGUGAGUUCUCUUAUGACCUCGACAAGAGCAACGCACAGACCUUCAAUGUUGUGACAGCGGACAUGGGUGUGGUCAACAUGGUGCGGCUGGACUUCGCCUCCAACCAUGGGAGCUCAGCUCUAACGUGCAUCUAUCGCUUUAGGGUGCACGGCUACGAGCCCAACCCCCCAGCAGCUAUGGCUCUGCAGGCCCGAUAGAGAGUUUCAGUGCUCUUGUUUGUUGUGCACCGAACCCCUGAUUUCUGUACGCAUUAAUUCCUGUUCGUGUUCCUCUUCUUUACGUCUCCUCUGCUAAAUCUUUUAAUUAUCAGGUUCUUAUGUUUUCUGUACCACUUAGCAGGUAGGUAGGUAUUGAAUGGUGCCAUUAAUGCUCAAACGCAUGCAUUAAAAUAUGGAAGUCAACAGCAGCAGCUAAACAAUCAUUCAAUUGCUUGAUGCCUUCUGUAAUCAUUUGACCCCUGAAUUCAAGUAUUUCUGGGCCCUAAAAGAACGGGAGAAAUGGGUCAGUGAGAGGUUGGGAGUGGGAGGGGUGGGGGUGCCUUUUAUAAACAUUCUACCGCAGGAAUUGGCAGGCUACAAGCUGGCAUCACCACUUCACUGAUUCCAGUCGGGAUGCUGUCAGAAUGCUUUGUCUUGGUGACGGUGGCCUAUCAUAACAAUAUAUUUAAAACCACUUGAAUGGUUUCUUUUAUAUUCAAAGAAAAUGGUUUUUAUUUUAUGCGCAUAACAUUCUGUCUGGUUGAUAGAAAAUAAAAUUGCCCUAGUAUGUAUGUCUCCUUGUCAAAAGUUUGAAUGGCAAUCAAACACCAGUUAUCAAUGUCAACCAUGCUAUCAUAUUUCAGCAA